Messenger RNA from Pseudoliparis swirei, 7603 nucleotides. RefSeq names its product F-actin-uncapping protein LRRC16A-like. Gene Ontology annotation, biological process: regulation of Arp2/3 complex-mediated actin nucleation; cell migration. NCBI's taxonomy places the organism in Eukaryota, Metazoa, Chordata, Actinopteri, Perciformes, Liparidae. The record is from RefSeq and is a predicted model, not a curated record. The coding region runs from base 306 to 4595 and encodes 1429 amino acids. Gene Ontology annotation, molecular function: protein binding. The transcript is spliced from 39 exons. Gene Ontology annotation, cellular component: lamellipodium; plasma membrane.
UUUUCAUCUCCUCCGAAGCGCACAAUCGUCUGCCUUUCACCAUGAUUUUGAGGAGACUUUAGCGGACGUUUUCCUGACUCUUUCUUCGGCGUACAACCUGCACACAAAUACACGCGGAUACAUUGGACCGGACACCGGGAGAGGAGCAGAGGAGCACGUAAACCGGGAGAAACGCACCGGCGGCGGUACCACCUGACACUUCUCUCUCUCUCUCGCACGCGCUCCCUGUUUUUCCUCAUAUUUUGAGGCUUUUUCGGUGUGCUGGCUAAACAAAUUUCAUCGUUUUGGAUAUUAUCAUCAGCAAAAUGAGCGAAGAAGUGUCAGAGGUCCCCAAAGAGCUUCUGGAGAGCGUGAGGGAUGCCGUGGGGAGGAAGGUGAAGCUGUCACUGAGGAGGAGAGUCAAACUGGAGAUCAAAGGAGACAAGACAGAGAACCGAGUCCUGGCCCUGGCCUCUCACCGGGCUUACCUCUUGACGGCACGCAUUCCCACCAAGGUGGAACAUUCCUUAAAUUAUCUGGAGAUCCAGGGGAUUGCUUGUAACAAGCCGACACAGCUGUUCGUCGAGUACGAGCGUGGCUCCUUCUCUCUGAAGCUGCUCUCUACAGAGGAGGUCAACGAGGUGGUCGCUCACAUAGGAAACUGUCUGCUCAGGAUAUGUCCCGGGCUACCACCUAGUAAAGUGAUGAAGAAGCUCUGCAUGGAGCCUCCAGACAGGCUGAUCUCUCUGCAGACUCUGUGGGAGAACAACAAGCCUGCUGAGCCUGGACCUUGUGGUGGGUUUUCUCAGAUGUACAGGUGUGUCUGUGACUGGUUGGGGCUGCCUUACAAAGAAGAGGUGCAAUGGGAUGUGGACACCAUCUAUUUGGCACAAGACACCAGAGAACUCAACUUGCAGGAUUUCAGCCAUCUGGAGAACAGGGAUCUGGUGGCAAUAAUAGCAGUGCUGGAGUUUAACCAGUGGUUCACCAAGCUCUCCACUAAGGACUACAAACUGUCUGCAGAUGUGUGUGAGCAGAUCCUUCGGGUAGUGUCUCGCUCCAGUCGACUGGAAGAGCUGGUUCUCGACAACGCAGGACUCAAAACGGAUUUUGCCCAGAAGCUAGCUGCUGCCCUGGCCCACAACCCCAGCUCAGGACUCGCCACCAUUAAUCUUGCCAAUAACCCACUGGAGGACAGAGGUAUCUCCUCCCUGGGUGCUCAGUUUGCCCGACUCCAUAAGGGGCUCAAACAUUUAAACUUCUCUAAAACCACACUAUCACCGAAAGGGGUGAACAGCCUUUGUCAGUCACUGAGUGCCAACCCGUCCAUCCCCAGCAGCCUGGUCCAUCUGGACCUCUCAGGGAAUGUCCUCCGAGGAGACGACAUGCAGCAUUUCUACCACUUCCUGGGUCAACCCAACCGCCUGGCAACCCUUGACCUCUCCAACACUGACUGCUCAUUGGACCAGGUUUGCUCAGCUCUGCUGCGAGGCUCCGUCGAACACCUCUCUGUUCUUAAUGUGUCGAAGAGCGUCUUCCCUCACAGGAAAGGCAAAGAGGUGCCUCCAUCCUUUAAGCACUUCUUCAGCAGCGCCAUGUGUCUGAGCUCCAUCAACGUGUCGGGAACCAAGCUGCCACCAGAGGCCGUCAAAGCUCUCCUGCUGGGCCUGGCCAGUAACGUCAAUCUAAAGGACGUGUCCCUCGAUCUCAGCUGCUGUGAGUUGCGGUCAGGAGGCUCUCAGAUCCUUGAAGGUUGUAUUGCAGAGAUCCCUAACAUCUCCAGCCUGGACAUCUCUGACAACGGCCUGGACACUGACCUAUCCACUCUGUUGGUGUGGUUAGCCAAGAACCGAUCCAUCAGACACCUGUCUCUGGGCAAGAACUUCAACAACAUCAAGUCCAAAAACCUUGCUCCAGUGUUGGACAGCCUGGUCCAUAUGAUUCAGGAAGAGGAGUCGCCCCUCACCUCUCUAUCUCUAGCAGACUCCAGACUGAAGAGUGAUCUGACCAUCGUUCUGAACGCCCUGGGCAGCAACUCCUCGCUCACCAGAUUAGACAUCAGUGGGAACGCCAUGGGAGACAUGGGAGCCAAGAUGUUGGCCAAAGCGCUACAAAUCAACUCCAAACUCAGGACUGUGAUGUGGGACCGGAACAACACCAGCCCUCAGGGUCUUCAGGAUGUCGCAGCCGCUCUGGAGAAGAACUUCACCAUUCGUUUCAUGCCCAUCCCCAUCAUCGAUGCCUGCCAGGCUCUGAAGGCCAGCCCUGAGAAAACUGAGGACGCCUUGCUAAAGAUUGAGAGUUAUCUGUACAGGAACCAUGAAACAAGGAAAUACCUUCAGGAACAGGCCUAUCGGCUGCAGCAGGGUAUCGUAACCACAACCACACAACAGAUGAUUGACAGGAUUUGCGUGAAGGUGCAGGACCACCUGAACUCUCUCAGGAACUCUGAGACAGACGCCAUCAUGGAGGACGUCCGGGCUGCAGAGAACCUCAUCAAAGAUGCCAGAAACUCUAAAACACUGCUCCCGAACCUCUACCACCUGGGGUCAGCUGCCAGAGAGGAGGUGAACAGCUCGGCAGUCGGACCCAUCCAGGAGAAACUGGAGUCUAUGGCUGGGGAGGUGACUAACGUCAUGGACCAACAACUACAGACUCUGUUGGAGUCGAUGAUGGAUGCAGCAGAGUCUCUUUGUCCCCAUGUGAUGAAGAGGAGUAGUCUUCGUCCAGAGCUAAUGAAGGCCAGCUCCGCUAAGAUGGUCGUACCCAAAAGCUUUGUGACCAAAACCCUCCUGGAGCAGUCGGGGGUGGACAUCGUCAACAAGAUCAGUGAGGUGAAGCUGAGUCUCGCAUCUUUCCUGUCGGAUCGCAUUGUUGACGAGAUUCUGGAAGCUCUCUCCACCUCACAACUCACUCUGGCUGACCACCUGGUGCGGCGAGGUCGCCCCUUAGUGCAGCAGGGGUCUGUGGAUCUGGACGUCCCGGAGGAAAAGAUUCCUAAACGAGCAUCGACCGAGCUUGUAGAGGCUGAUAGGCUGGAGGAUCUCGAGACAUGCAUGAUUUUGUGCUGCACCAGUAUGACUCCUAAAUCCAAGAGGAAGAGUAUCCACAGCAGAAUGCUUCGGCCAGUGUCUCGUGCCUUUGAGAUGGAGUUUGACCUGGACAAGGCGCUGGAAGACGUCCCUAUCCAUGUGGAAGAUGCUUCAACGUCAUCUCAAACUCCAACGACUCCAUCUCAGGUCCUGCCCAAACUGGAGCACCGAACCGCAGCGGGCAUAGUGGAGCUGCCAUCUGAGGAGGAGAAAAAGCUGCAGCACUUCACCAAACUGCGACCGCGACGGAACAAGAAAAAGCAUUCCAGCAAAAUACCUCAAAUCAACAGUGCGCCAUCUCAGGAUGGGGAGCAGAACGGCCUCAUGGGAAGGGUGGACGAGGGUGUGGACGAGUUCUUCUCUACAAAAGUCACCAGGAUGGACUCUAAACGUUCCAAGAGUUCAGAUUCUCACGAUGGAGAGAAGAAGAAGAGUAAAGGAGGAUUCCUUAACCUCAUCAAACGUUCCUCCAAAUCCGAAAAAGCUGAUAAAUCAGACAAAUCGGAUAAGUCGGAAAAAAAUCAGGCAACUCCCCCAGGUUCGGGUAAAUCCGAGAAAAACCAGGCGACCAAUCCAGCUUCGGGUACAUCCUCCUCAGCCACUGUAGCCUCAACGCCGGCUUCCAUCCCUGAGGAGCCUUCUUCACCAAAGGGGGCAGUAAAGAGCCCCGCCCAUGAGCCAAGGUCCAGAGACGCCUCCAGCCGCUCCCAGCCAACAGACUACAGCAGCAGCUCCGACCGCUCGGAUGAGCUGAGGACGCCAGACUCCAUGGACGAGCCCUGGGAGUGUUCGGACGGCAGGGGCAGCCCUCAAGGAGGCAGGCGGUACCAAGGGAUGCAAAUGAUGGGCAGCGGCCUCCUCGCAGAGAUGAAGGCCAAGCAGGAGAGGAGAGCACACAAGUCUUCCAGCCCCGACAGACCUGAAAGCAAUGCAACAGCCAAGCCCCAGCCCAUCAUUUUAGAAGGCCGGUCUCCCAGUGGCUCAAUUAAUAAAUCGGACCCUCCGACUGGUUCUCCAGAGAAAAGCCCUCCUCGUGGUGAGACAAAGCCCGACCGGGCCCCUCGUCUCAGGGCUACUUCCUCCUCGAGUUCUUCUGGGGGGCCAGUGAGUCCCAAACCUCCGGUGCCACAGGGAACAAAGCCUGCCCUGGCUGCCCGACCCACCAUCCUCCAGAAGCCAAGGACCAGCAGCACCAGCAAGAGCUUAGAUGAGAGCUCAGAUUCCCCAAACAUUGUUGGCGUAUCUCCUAAGGUCCCAGUGCUUCCUCUCACGCUGAAGAGGACGGCGUCAGAUAAAGACAAAGAGGGCCAGUCAGGAGGCUCUAUGAACAAAACCACUCAGGAUGUGAGGCCGGGGUUUGUGUCGGACUCUGUUCAGCGACCCAGCCGUCUCCGUGCCAACUCUGAGGAUCACGGCUCCUUCAAGUCCAAGGACCAAUCCCAGAACCCAGACAAGGACAAGGCAGCAGGCAAAAAGUCCUCAGACUCUGGGGAGGAAGCAGACAAAGACUUUAUUUUAAUAUGAGGAAGACAAAUUCACAGCAAAAAAACCUGUUGACAAGUCUCACAUGUUUUGAUUUAGCAAAGCAACUGAAGGAGGACUAUAAUCAUGAAUUGAUGUGUUUUCAUUGAUAAUAGCGCUUGUACCUGUAGGUUCUGUCUCGCCGCAAAAUACAAAUCAUCUUUGCAGGAAGAGCUGCUGUAGUAUCCUGCAAUACACCCUUUCAAAUUCAAGUUUGGUUGUCUAUGAUAAUAUAAAACUAAUGAUAUUAACACUGAGUAAUAUCCUUAGUCAUAUUUUUAGUCGCAACUUGUCACCUAGUAGACCAAACUGUGCUAAGUCUCCUCAGAGCUUCCUUCUCACAGACAGCCUUGUCUCCUCUUUUCAUUCCUACUCUCUGAUGUCCUGUCUCUCAAAGAAUAACCUCAUCAGGAUUUGAGGAAACGGUUCGUGAGGUGAUCAAGCAUCUUCAGCCAAUAAAUACUGAAUCUCGAAUGCAAUUUGUAAAACACAAAGAAAAAAGAGAUGCGAGACAGAGAGAGAGACUGUGAAACUAUGUGUACAUCAAAAGAAUCUCUUUCUCCCAGGGACCAAACGCAUGUAACAAUAACAUCAGGACCACUGCACUGUACUUGAACCCAAACAUACAACCAGACCAGGAACCAAUGACAUUCCUUUCCUUCAAUAUAUUUGUAUAGAUUUUUCUAUAUGCUAUUUUCAGUAUGUGCAAGUUACUCUUCUCCGGACUUCAGAGGUGACUGAAUCCAUUAUGCAAUUCAUCUUCUUUUUUUCCAGGAAAAUACAGGUUCAGCUGAGAAUCUCAGCCCACCAUAAAUCAGAAAUACACCUUUGAUGUAGCUCACUUCGAGGAGACUACAUCAGACAUCCUGAACGCUUGUUUGUCUCUGUGUGGGAGAGUUGGAGUAACCGUAUGAAGUGGUGCUUUGAGAGGACGGCGGUACGCUGUAACUAUCACUGAUAACCAAUCAAUGAGGCUUCCACACUGUUAACUAACACUGUUCUCUGUGUUUAGACACUGUGAAGAAAUAAUAAUGUACUGUAUCUGAUACCUUUAAACUGCAGAAGUCUUUUCUGCUGGUUAUGGGGGAAAGAAGUAUGUGUCAUUAAAGAGCAAUACAGAGACCCACCGUAAACAUAAAUAAAUAACAGCUUUAUGUUUCGCUGGAACUUGUCAAAACAAAUGAGAAUAGCCAUCAUUACCAAACUCUGAAUUGCUCUGAAAACAGACUCUUCCUCACUUCUGCCAACACUCAUUCAUAUUUACCUGGUGUGCCGAUGAUCCAUUGAAAGCAAAGAACUACUCAGAGAGAGCGAUGUUAUAAUGUUUAGAUAAUCUGCUUGAAGGUAACAUGGAAAACACUGACGUAUGUGUUUAAUUUCAGAAGCUAUUUUGACAAAAAAACUUUUCCUUAUCAUCUUUGUGUGAAAGCGGGACAUUGAGUCUUCAAACACUUCAGACUUGACUUUAAGGGGUUUCAAAUUCGAUUCACUUUCAAUGUAUUGUGUGCAAAGACAAGUUCUGAACCUCAAACUAUAAAGAGUUGGAAUUUGUUAAAAAAUGAUUGAGAAAACAGUGGCUGAAGGGAAAGUACCCAGAGGGACCUGACCUCUCAGGCCGAUUCCUCUCACUGGUCUUUUAACGGCUAAAUAUUGGCCCUUGUCACACUGCAACAGUCAGCAUACAGAUUCUUAAAAUCAUGUUUCAAAUCAUUCAUGUCAUCAUUCAUUGGUUAUGGUGAACUAAUACCUCUAUCGACAGAUUCUACCUUGAGCGUUGGAUGGUUUUACGUUGAAUUAUACUCAUGCAGUUUUACUAAUAUUGGAUGAAGAGGUUGGCACAGACAUUCGGCCUUUGCAUUAAAUGAUGCUGCAUUCAUCUCAUAUUGGGGUUACUAUAAUUACCAGUUAACUUCUAAAUACCAACAGAAGUUUUUCUUUAGAACAAACAAGCAUGGACGCCUCACGUCAUUCAAGUCAAAUAACCCAAAUUGGAUGCACAUAGAUAUUGUCGAUGCACAUUGUUUAAACCCUUAUCCAAUCUACUUUGCAGUCAUGACAGAAAAGCUUGUUGCAUGACAUAAACAUGCUAAUCAGUCCUAUUUCUGUUCAUCUUCUGAUGUGAACGCAACGUCCAACCCCUAUAAAUACCUGAAUGUGACAUCCAACUAAAGCGCCACUAUAUCAAUGACAUGCGUCAUUAUAUCUAGUUGUGGGCCAAACCGUGCUCCAACAUUAGUAUUACAUGUACACCAGUACACUCUGUAUGCCCAGUGUGAAAAGGGCACAACUGAUAUUGUGUUACUGUGCAAGAGUCUUAUUGUAGUCAGAGCCAAAAGUCUUACUGGUGCACCUUUUCCUACGACGUCUAUGGAUGUCUUUUUGCAGGAUUAUGAUGAGAUUUUGCUUCUUUGUCGCUAAUCACCGCUCUAAAAUAACACUGUUCCUUCUGUAUGUACUUCAUCUAAUGUCUGAUGUCAACAACUGCUUUGAUUUACAAAGUCCCAAAACAGAAACAUUACUUCAAGUUUGAAAGUUGUUUCAGGACUCUGAACACAAAAACCACUCCUUGCUCUGCAAUAUUAAUUUCUUUAAGAAAUCAUAGACACACACCCUUCUCUCUGUUUUUUGUUUUCUGUUUGGGAUUUCAGAAGCAGCUGGCUGUGUUUCUGUCAAGUUGUGUGAAAGACUGAUGAACAAUUAGAAUCCACUUCAAUUCUGUUGGUGCACAGAGUGGAGGAAGUGAAGAUAACCAGUAGCAUUGAGUCGUGACUCCUUAGUCUCCAUGUGUGUGACUGCAUGAUGUGGCUGUGAGUUGUGCUGUAUGUAGAUAUGUGCUUUCAUACAUGUGUGUGUAGAUAUGUGUGUACUAUACGCACAUGUAAUAUACACACUGUGACACAUUCACACGCCUAUGUGAACACAGCAAAACCCAAAUUGUUUUGGUACUAAGUACACUACUAUACUAGGGGUUUGUUUGUAACUUAUUUGGAAUAAAAAACAGUGGCCGGUGA